Molecule: messenger RNA, 1767 nt
Organism: Colletotrichum paranaense
Lineage: Eukaryota; Fungi; Ascomycota; Sordariomycetes; Glomerellales; Glomerellaceae
Product: amidase
Exons: 3
Coding region: 1-1767 (588 amino acids)
Source: RefSeq, a predicted model, not a curated record
AUGUACAAGGCACAAAUCUGGGUUGCCAUUGUGGCGGGUAUUGAGAUCUCCUUGGCUAACUGCAAGCCGAGCACCUCUCAAAGCUGGCCUGGAAACUCGUCGACAACCGUCCCUUCGGUGUUCCCGCUGCUUGAAGAUGUGGGAUCUGCAGACUUGUUCCCGAUGCCACUCUGUGGAACUUUCAAGUUGGAAGAAGCCACAAUUGACGAGAUGCAAGCAGCAUUGACUGCUGGCACACUCACUUCUCAGCAGCUAAUCGGGUGUUAUAUCCAACGAACCUACCAGACGCAGGAGUAUAUUCACUCUAUCUUGCAAAUCAAUCCAGAUGUCUUCCAGCUAGCUGCCAAGAUGGACUUGGAACGCAAAGCCGGAAAGAUACGGGGGCCACUACAUGGCAUUCCAUUCACCGUCAAGGACAACAUCGCCUCCAAGGACAAUAUGGAGACGACAGCAGGCAGCUUUGCGCUUUUGGGCAGCAUCGUCCCCCGAGACGCUCACGUGGUCAAGCGCCUUCGCGAAGCCGGCGCUAUCUUGUUCGGCAAGGCCGCUCUGAGUGAGUGGGCCGAUAUGCGCAGCAACAACUAUUCUGAGGGGUUCUCGGCUCGAGGCGGUCAGUGCAGAAGCCCGUAUAACUUCACACUCAAUCCGGGCGGUAGUAGCACGGGAAGCGCUGUUGGCGUCGCGGCGAAUGCCAUUGCUUUCUCGCUGGGCACGGAGACAGAUGGUAGUGUCAUUAACCCCGCCGAGCGAAACGCCAUUGUAGGAUUCAAGCCUACAGUUGGUCUGACUUCAAGGGCAGGGGUCAUUCCUGAGAGCGAGCAUCAAGAUUCUGUCGGAACCUUCGGCCGCACAGUCAGAGAUGCUGUUUACGCUUUUGAUGCAAUCUAUGGCAUUGAUGAGCGAGACAACUACACCCUGGCUCAGGAAGGCAGGACGCCUGAAGGGGGUUACACUCAAUUCCUAUCUACAAAGGAGAUCCUCAAAGGCGCCACCUUCGGACUUCCCUGGAAUAGUUUCUGGGCUCUCGCAGACGAUGAACAGAGGGAGUCUCUAGAGCAAUUACUCAAGCUCAUUACCUCAGCUGGGGCAACGAUAAUCAACAACACUGAAAUCACUGACUAUGAGACCAUCGUUAGCCCGGAUGGUUGGGACUGGGAUUAUGGCACAUCAAGAGGCUACCCGAAUGAGUCCGAGUACACGGUCGUUAAAGUUGACUUUUACAACAACAUCAACACCUACCUUUCGGAGCUGGAAAACACCGAUAUCAAGACUUUCGAAGAUAUCAUUGCAUUCAACUAUGACAAUGACGGGACCGAGGGCGGUCAUCCUUGGCCACUUGGGACGGCCGCGUUUUACUCUGGCCAAGACGGGUUUUUGGCAUCUCUCGAGUCGAAAGGUAUCAAGGAUGAGACCUAUCUUCAAGCUGUCGAGUUCUCCCAGCAGUCAACGCGGAGUGGUAUCAAUGAUGCCCUCACCUCUUCUAAUGGGACGAAAUUGGCUGGUCUCCUAGUCCCUCCUGACGUCGGCCAGACGUAUCAAAUUGCUGCCCAGGCGGGAUACCCCAUGAUAACUCUCCCGGCCGGUGUUCGCUCUAGCACUGGAAUGGGUUUCGGCUUGGCCAUAAUGCAAACAGCGUAUGGAGAAGCGGAGUUGGUUAAGUGGGGAAGUGCAAUCGAGGAUUUGCAGUUGACGACAGAGGGAAAUCCGUACAAGAGGACUUUGCCUAAUUGGUACGAGUACCUCACACGAAAUGUGCCAGUCUUCUGA